Messenger RNA from Lycium ferocissimum, 561 nucleotides. RefSeq lists its product as uncharacterized. The coding region runs from base 73 to 393 and encodes 106 amino acids. Lineage: Eukaryota; Viridiplantae; Streptophyta; Magnoliopsida; Solanales; Solanaceae. The transcript has 2 exons. The record is from RefSeq and is a predicted model, not a curated record.
CACAUGCAAGGGCUGACCUUUACAUUUAUAUCCUUGUGACCUUGAGCUUUUAAGAGAGAGAGAUAGAGAAAGAUGGUGAGGCUAAGCAGAGGGGUGGUGGUUAUGGCUAUGGUAAUAAUAGUGGCUGCAAUUCAAGUUUGUAGCCACCAGGCGGCCGCCGGCGUGUCGUGGGGGGAACCUUGCAGUGACGAGGCUAAAACGAAAAUAGAAGGAUGCAUGAAGGAAGAGACUGUCGAUAAUAUUGACAAAUGCUGCUCUAUUUUACACAGUGUUAUUGAUGAUAGCUGCCCUUGUUGGGUUCACGCUAAGCUUACCGACAGAGCUCUUGCCAUUCUCUAUUUCAUUUACUGUGACAUUGCUCAUCCAUUAUGCUCAUCUGCUCAACCGAUAUGAUCGACAAAUAUGAGGCGGUGGGAAGAUAAUGGGAUAAUAUUAGUGGUUUUCCUUCUUCUAAAGCUAGCUAUAUGUCUUUGUCGAUGUUAGUUCUUAAUUUUCAAAUAUUAUGUAAUUUGUACCUUCUUGCUCUCAAGGAACUACGACAUGGUUUCCAUUUCCGUUUCA